AUGCAGCCAAGUGAAAAUAUCUGGUCAUCAAUUUUAGACAGCGUUUCCAAUAGCCAAUCAAGGCUGCCUUCUAAGAAUGUUCUCUUGUUAGGUCAAACUGGAAGCGGGAAAUCAUCUGUUAUUUCACAUCUUACAAACAAGCCAAUCAAUUCAUCUCAUAAAGAUUACGGUUUAAGCGUAGAAUAUUCGGAUGUACACGAUAUCGCUGAUGAUGAAGUUAUGGCUAGAAUGUCCAUCUACUCAAUACCAAACUCAAAUAAGAUUUAUACCGAUUUAAUUAAGCUUAUUAUUACCCCUGAAACUAUUUCAGACCUUUUAGUCGUCAUUCAGCUCGAUUGGGAAAGGCCUUGGAGCUUUAUUGAUGAUUUGAGCAGGUGGAUUAGCUGGAUUGAUCUGCAUAUUAGCCAUCUUAGAGGUCUCGAUGACAAAUUCAAUUCUCUCCUUCAAGAUCUUCAACUUAAGUUAAGGCGCUAUCUUGAAAACUACACUGAACCUUCUUCAACCUCAGAUAAUAAAUCGUCAGUUACAAAACUCGCUAUGGGCUUAGAAGAUCCUCUCCCUCUUGAUAAAAGUACUCUCACUCAUAAUUACUCUUCAAUUCCACUCGUCAUUCUUUGUCACAAAUCUGACACAAUCGACAAAGCUCAAAACAUAAAGAAGGACGGUUGGGCCACUGAUGAUAACGUCGAAUGGAUACAACAAGUUCUAAGGGGGAUUGCCUUGAAGUAUGGUGCUGCUAUAGCCUAUACCUCGAUAAAUAAGCCUGAAACUAUCAAUCUUGCACGUGAAUAUAUCUACCAUAGGUUAUUUCAACCAGAUGCUCAAUCGCAUGCACCGCGUUCAUUCCCUUUCAAUAGGCGAGCUGUCAUCGUUGAGCAUGACGCCGUUUUCAUUCCAUCCGGAUGGGAUAGCUGGGGAAAGAUUACAGCUCUGAGGGAAGGUAUUAGUCCUACAGAAGAUAUAGUCAACGAAGGAUGGGAUAACCAAUUGAAUGGCGAUCAAGAUGCACAACCCAAAUCAUCUAAAAUCUUUCAAGACGUUAUACACGAUCCUACUAGAUAUCAUUACAAUUUAUCAACUCAACAGGACACAGAGCUCGUUGCAGAAUCCGAAACAAACUUCCUUGCAAAGCAUUUCGAGUCACUUUCCAAAGAUCCACAAAGAGAUCCACGCAACACAUUCAAGCAAGCCUCUAAACCUGAAAGCGUAUCUUAUGGCUCAGGUAUAGUAGGUCCUAUGGACAGUGAUAGUUUGAAUCUACCCUCAGUUGAGAGAGUAAUGAGGAAUGAGACAAGCGGUAUUUCGGAAAACACGGAGAGCAAUGACGCCACCAGCACACCAUUCAAGCCCAAACUAAGCCACACACACUCAAUGAGCCACUCACAGCCAUUCACCCCUACAUCUACUAACAAUCCACCUUCAAGCCAGUCAAAUCAAGGAACUCCUUCAGCUAUCGCUCCAAGUCAGCAUGAAGUGUUACAGAACUUUUUCCAAAGCUUAUUAAGUGCUAAGAAGACUGAUAGUUGA
Wallemia ichthyophaga EXF-994 is the source of this 1527-nucleotide messenger RNA. RefSeq names its product Cytoplasmic dynein 1 light intermediate chain 1. Gene Ontology annotation, molecular function: dynein heavy chain binding. Gene Ontology annotation, cellular component: centrosome; cytoplasmic dynein complex. The record is from RefSeq and is a predicted model, not a curated record. Bases 1 to 1527 code for a protein of 508 amino acids. NCBI's taxonomy places the organism in Eukaryota, Fungi, Basidiomycota, Wallemiomycetes, Wallemiales, Wallemiaceae. The transcript has 3 exons. Gene Ontology annotation, biological process: microtubule cytoskeleton organization; microtubule-based movement.